Branchiostoma floridae (Florida lancelet) is the source of this 1900-nucleotide messenger RNA. RefSeq lists its product as uncharacterized. NCBI's taxonomy places the organism in Eukaryota, Metazoa, Chordata, Leptocardii, Amphioxiformes, Branchiostomatidae. Bases 115 to 1584 code for a protein of 489 amino acids. The record is from RefSeq and is a predicted model, not a curated record. Gene Ontology annotation, biological process: negative regulation of cell migration; negative regulation of G2/M transition of mitotic cell cycle. The transcript is spliced from 3 exons.
ACCUGGGACGGAGGGAAGCUUCGUGUAGACAAAACUCCCGUUUACGACGAUUUUGCACUCUGAUUAAAGUAAUCAGUGAUAGCUGAAAGCUUUGUAAAGGUAUUAGAAUUAAGUAUGGCUGAGUUUCCGACAGAAUUGGACGAUCUGCGGUACGAAAACCAACUUCUGAUCAAGAAGCUGCGGAAUCGGCAAGCCGCCGUCAAGGAGUCGCUUAAACUCGUCAAAGCGUCUUCCGUGAGUCAGAAACGACCAAGAGACACUUACAAGGUGCCAGUGGACAAGACGGGAGACGUCUUAGGCGUCAAGGAUGUGGAGAACCUUCCCAAGGAGGCGCGAAGUCCUGACCAUAAGAAGACCAGAGUCGGUGACUCUACAGGAGUUGGGUGGGGGUCAGCAGUCGCUAGGCAACCAGCCAGGCUGAGAGUCAGGACUCCAAAGAAAGUGACUUUUGUGGACGAAGUUUCUAGGCCAGGAGGACAACUUCAAGACACUGUACAAGGAGUGGAAAGGCUCCCAAGGUUUCACUCAACCCCUUUAAGAGAGGAUGGAGGAAAGGUGCUGACAGCUGCGACUCAAGAUGUUGAAGAUGACACCUUCCCUACAGGUGAGUCAACCAGACACCUGUUGUCAGAACACCUGGCAGGUCAAGAGUCAAGUUUACGUGUUGACCACGAACCACACACCCCUCACCUGUAUGAUGAAGGAAACAACCGCAGAGCCAAGGAGACAACCAAGGUGCCUGGCUCCAUCCUCAGGACACCUGUGAAGAGGAGGACCAUGGUUGGAGGAGGCAGUAACCAUGGUAACCAGUCAGCCAUGACGGUGGGGGAGCUACAGGCCCAGGGACGCGAGGAUGACCAGCCUCUGCUGGGCUAUGAUUGGAUCGCUGGGCUGCUGGAUAACGAUGCGUCCUCGCUGGACCGCUCGGAGGGCUUCUUCGAGGAGCUGCGAGAAUUCCGGAGGGUGAACAGGGAGGAGUGUGAGCACAAGGCAACCCUGGAGGUCAAGACACCACAGUUCAGCCGACACAAGUCCCCGCUACCCCCCGCGGGAGCCUCGGAUGACACUCACGACUGUGUCCACAGCUACAGGCUGAACUCCAGGCUCUUCCCAACCCCCAUGCACAGCAACUUUGCUGGCGACAGUGAAUGUGCCAUCUGCAAGUCCACAAGAAGUGGUGAGGAGACAUUGGAAUCUCCAGCUUACGUCCGUGUCAGCGUCCCUCGAUCAUCCCUGGUGAACUCCCUCCGUGUUAAGCCUCACCGAAAACGGAGCUUCGACCCCUCGGACACCGUCGGUCUGUCAGGACACACCCUUGCUGGAUGGCAGAAUUCUUGUCCUUCCACCAUUCCGGCUGCUUCUAACUUAGACCUGAAGAGCUCUGUACGCUUCCAGCCAGGAGCAAGGUCUAUGGCACCAAGUGUCUCUGUAAACACAAGCGUGGCGUCUAGAACUCGCUCGGCUGACACCAGGACCAGAGAACUGUUGAACACGUCACAUGCCAUGAGAUACAGCCUACAGGUGCUGGAACAGGAGAGGGCCAAGCACAAACCGGCACACUCCACAAACUACCCUGCUCUGUAAACCAUCUGUUUGCACAGAUCUGUUUUCAUAUGUCAUUUUUGUUAUGUUAAAGUUUGUAUAGAAAAGCUAGAAAAUUGACUAGGCCAUAAGGAAAAACAAUUUUUCAUUCAACUGUUUAAACUUUUGUUUUUAAGGAACAGUUUUAUAUUGCAUUGUAGACUUAUUCCUUUGAAUUUGUACUGGGAAAGGCAGUGUAAGAUGUCAAUGACUCAAUGUACAUGUAUACCAAGUUCCAAACUUCUGAACUGCUCUUAUGGAAAUGCACAGUGAUUUUUAUCAUCAUACCAGUUUAAUAAAACAAGCUGUAUCAACAGAA